AUCUCGCAAUUCAGAAUCGUCCAUGUUCGGCAAAGAUUCUGACGAUGCUGAGAUCUACUACAGCACCACGAGCGAACAGCUGAGAGAACUGGAAAGAACGUCCAGCAUUGGUACCACUUCUGAGUCCGGAAGGAACUCUGCGACGUCAACACAGGAACUUUACAUUUCGGCCAAUGACGUACGUGCGAAUAAGCGAAAGAACCCAAGCAAAAGAGUGCGCAUAAACUCCACGCCUGACUUCCUGGAGGAGCAUGGCGCAGAGUACACGUCCGCCUUCCAGGUACGCGAGCAGAAACGCCAGUCUAAAAAGCUUCAGUCUGAGGCUGAGGGAGGAGCUAAAUCUGACAACCCCGGAAACUGUGACGAAGAGGGCGACAAGAACGCCAGUGAAGCUGAAGGCUACGCCCGCCUGGGUCAGGAUUCCUCCAUAUUGGAGCACGUGAUCAUGGCAAGCUACGACCAGUUGGCACCCCAGACGGAGGGGCAAGACGAUUACAGCUCAGUCCCAGACGGCGGUGGUUCACGUCCAGACAGCCUAAGGAGCCUGGUCGAGAGCGAGAGCCCGUCUGCUCCGGCUUCUUCAGGACUCGUUAAUCAGGCGUUUGAACACACUGAUGGGAAAGGGCGAGAUGAGGACUCUGCUGUUGUGAUGCGGUUAGCAGCCAAUCAAACAGCGGAUGACAAGGGACUAUACUUCGAACUGGAGAAACAUCGAAGUUCACGAAUGUCUUCGGAUUACAGCGAUCAUGACACCAGAUACUCAACGGCCGCCGAAACCAAAGUAGACCUGAAUCUUCCCCCGAAAGCAAAAGGCAAACGUUCGGUGACUAGUGAGGAGAUCUCAUAUGAACCGAUCUACAAUGACGCAAAGAGCGAGGUAUCGGCCUCUCGUAUUAGCGCUCCGGUGACGAUGAAGAGUAGGGGCGAGGAUGAGAAAGCUGACCCCCACAGACUGUCAGCGCCCUCAGUCGUUGGAACGACCAAGGCUUCUCCACCAGUGGCAGCUCCCAGGAGGAAGGCCAGCAACUCUGUGAGGGCCUCCAAUGACUGCUUCCAGUACGACCUGGCUAAGCCAAUACCCUGAGGUGCUGGGUGCUUCGUGAUGUCACAUCACAACUACCAUCGCGCGCAGAAGAUUCGAAUUUGAUUCCCAUUCCCGAGUAGAGAAACAUAUUUUUUUAUCGUGUUUCUCAAUUUUGCAGCAGGGAUGCUGUAUCUCUCUCAGCCCAGAUUGAUCCUGACAGGCAGGGUCGAAAGGCCGUCUCCUAAAUUAUCUAAAUUAGAACUGUCUGAUUGAAGCAGGAUGUCCAUAAGGGACUACAACGUUGUGUGUUCUUGUCAACACACAGUUUUCACUUUAUGGCGAGUUGGU
Aplysia californica (California sea hare) is the source of this 1372-nucleotide messenger RNA. RefSeq lists its product as uncharacterized. Bases 23 to 1084 code for a protein of 353 amino acids. The transcript is spliced from 3 exons. The record is from RefSeq and is a predicted model, not a curated record. Lineage: Eukaryota; Metazoa; Mollusca; Gastropoda; Aplysiida; Aplysiidae.